AGGAUAAUACUUUUCAAAUCGGUUAGUUGGUUGACAGUUGAGCCGAAUAUCGCUAAUAGACAGUUGACAUUUUGUUGGUUGCUUAAAAUCGGCAUGACUCGUGAAUAGUGAGUGACUUGUGCUUACUGUGACAUUAAAAUUGAUUGGAAGUGAUUGUUUUUUAUUGGUUUCGUUCUUCGCGUACUUUUUCCUGAAAAUGGCACAAUACAUUGAUCCAGAUCAUCGUUUAUUAUCAACCCAACAAUACCAAACAAAGCCGCUAAAUAUGGAUACCAAAUUACAAGAAAACAAACCAUCCUUCUGUAUAGAGUCGCUGUUAUCUAGAUCUGAUGCUUUGCUAUCAAGAUCUGAUUCUCUGUUAUCCAGAAACGGAGACAGAGAAAAUGUUAAUUCGCCGGAAACUUCUAGGAGUAUAUCCCCAACUUCUUCACGUAGCAGAAGUCCUCCGAUCUCGCCGGGAAGUGAAGAAGUACCUCAAAGUACUUUCGUACCGAGACCGGGAUUAUUGAAUCACAUUUAUCCGAACGGCGGAGGAUUUUAUGGGUACCAAUCACAAAAUCAAAGUUUUGCUUUUCAUUCUAUAGACGGAGGAAUGGUACAGAAAGUGCAUUUACCUGUCGGACAUCAUAAUCAGAAUCACAUACAUCAAAUGCAACUGGAAUGGUUUGCUAGAACGGGGAUGUUUUAUCCGAGGCUGCCGGAUUUAACUGGUUGUGGUCCAGGUCACGCUUUAUUAGGUAAAACUAGAAGACCUAGGACAGCCUUCACAUCUCAACAACUUCUAGAACUUGAAAAACAAUUUAGGCAGAACAAAUAUCUUUCGAGACCUAAGAGAUUUGAAGUGGCAACUAAUUUAAUGUUGACGGAAACACAGGUGAAAAUAUGGUUUCAAAAUCGACGUAUGAAAUGGAAACGCAGUAAGAAGGCACACCAAGAAGCGAAGUCAUCCAAAGAUUCGGCCGACAGUAAAUCCCAAACGAAUCUAACUUCCGUAAAUCCUCAUAAUAGUUACAAAUCAUGUUCCUCCAUAUCCAGUCCCGAAACCUCAGCAGAAUGUCCCAUUUCUCUAGAAACCAUACCGGAAUCGAGAAAAAAUCCAGACAGCGAAUCUCUUUAUCGACCAUACGUCGUUUAAGGGUGUUGUGAGAACAACUAUUUUUGUAAAUAUAUCAUAAUUUCGCUCAAUGUCGAUAGAUGAGAUACCAUAAAGCGACUCGUAUAUAAUUGAUUUAUAACACUAAAAAGGUAACUACACACCUUAACGAAGAACUUAUAAUGUGAAUAAUCAUUGAAGUAACUCUUAGUAAAAUCAAAAGUUUAUUCAAAAAAUUUUGUACGCUGAUAGAAAUCUAACUAUUUUUUCAAACAGAAAAGCAGUUGAUAAGCACUAAUACAAUCUUAUUUAAGAUGACUUCUCGUCCACAGAUGGAACUGUUGCAGUCAUUUUUGAAUGGAUAUUUGAUAAUAAUAUUAAUUAUUGCUCAUCUAAAAAGCCAUUAUGCAAGGGAUGCAAAUUUGCUCAACCGACGGAAUAGAAAUUUUUAUACAAUUUAGUUGAUCCAAAAAACCAAUGGAUAUAUACAUUCAUUGAGGAUUCACAAACCACAUAUCACUCAUUCUUUCUUCACUAGGAUCACUUUAAUAUCCAGGAAAAAAGAGUUGAAGUGACGCAGUUAACGUUUAAAUAACCAGAAGUUGAUAAAGAAAUCGUAUCUUUUUCACAUCAUGCACCAAACUCUCCGAUUGUGUUUGAGUUUCAACAGUUUGAUAUCAUAGUAACAACAACAAAUUCUACAGAGGGUUUUAAUACUAAUUCUUUAAUAGUGUCAACCAAAAAGAGCUAGCAAAACGUCCAGCAAAAAAGAUCACAAGAAGAUCGCUAGAGGAGAAAGAAGCAAGAGAAAAAAGCCAUUUGCGAGUGGAUCAGAAGAUCAGAAAAAUAACCCAGAAGAUUAAGAAUGAAAAUUAUUUUGCGCAUAAACAAUUUGAGUUAAUAGAUCCGCUUCAUAGCAGAUCCCUAGAAGAUUAACAAUAAAGAAAGAGAAGAAUCUGCUGAUUUUCAUUAAGAUAAACAGUGUCUUGAAUAAAUACAACUUUAGCUAGUAGAUCUCUUUCUUAAAUCUAUCAGAUAAAUCUCCCAGAAGAUUGAGAAAAUAAUACGAAGAAGAGUACUGGAUCUAAUUAAAAGAGGAUCUGCUGAUCCUCAGAAGAAUAAGAAUUGUUUUGCGUAUGAACAGCUUAAGCUAAUGGAUCUGAUUCAUAGCAGACUAAAUUCCUAGAAGAUUAACAAUAAAGAAAGAGAAGAAUCUGCUGAUUUUUAUUAAGAUGAACAGUGUUUUGAAUAAAUACAACUUUAGCUAGUAGAUCUAGCUAGUAGAUUGAGAAAAUAAUACGAAGAAGAGUACUGGAUCUAAUUAAAGAGGAUCUGCUGAUCCUCAGAAGAAUAAGAAUUGUUUUGCGUAAGCUAAUGGAUCCGCUUCAUACCAGAGUAUAUUCCUAGAAGAUUAACAAUAAAGAAAGAGAAAAAUCUACUAAUUUUUAUGAAAGUGAACAGUGUUUUGAAUAAAUACAAGUGGAUCUCUUUUUUGAAUAUAUCAGAUAAAAAUUUCCAGAAGAUUAAGAAAAUAAUACGAAGAAGAGUAGAGGAGCCAAUUAAGAAAUGAUCUGCUGAGGUAGAUGAUGAAGAAAAUAGAAAGAAGUUGGUCUACUUACGAGAAAGCCUACUGAAUCCCAGAGGGGGAGUAUUCAUCCGUAAAUAUGAAUUAUUAUAAUAAAUUUGAAGGGUGUGGUUUGCUUAGAUUCAUUGAUGUUGAUGAUAGGUUGUAGUAGACAUUGUCCAUGUAGAGAGGGAUCUUCAGAAAUCAUACUCAAAAUUUGAAUAUAUUGAUACGGAAAUUUUUUCAAAAAUAUCAGUGGUUUCUUAUGAAGUUUUUAAUAGAAACAUGACAUAAAAAAGAAAAAUUGCAUGGAGUAAUUAUAUUAGAAGUCUAAAGAGAAAAGCCGGGAGAAACUACAAACGUGACAAAGAAAGUAAUUAAGAGAUUAAAUAGAAAAAAAUUGGACUGUUGCAAGGUUGAAAAGUUGAUAUUAAAGAGUAAUAAAGUGAAACGAGCAAUAAAUUAUUUCUACGUUCCAAAAUUUUUAUUGUCAUGCCAAAGAAGUUUGAGUAAAUUUUGAAGUAAUAGCGAAACAAUCUAUUUUGUUUUCAUUAUCACGUUAAGGUAUGUAGUAACAAUAAUUUUCAGAUAUCAAAAUUUCGAGAAAUACAUAUCCUCUAACAUCAUUAUUUCAAACAAUCAUUAUUUCACAAGAAGUUAUUAACAACAAAGUAGAUAAGAAAUUUGUUGAAAACUAACAUCCUCUUGUUGUUUUGAAAGUAAAGGAUAAUUCCCAUUCAAGCAGUAGCGAUCAUAAAGUCAUACGUCUACCAAAGCAGCAACAUUUUGACUUUGUGUGCAGUAGACAUCUAUUACAUUGGAUCCACCGGUACUCGUUUGUAGUCUAGCUAUUGCUAAAAGGUGCAAUUGGCAUUAAAAUGGACGGUGAAAAAAUUGAAAUAUUUUGUGAAUACGCCAAUCACAUGAUACGAAUAAUACAAUUUGUUUGAAUUGCAUUGAAGCUUCAUUACUGCACUAACAUUUGAAUUUGUUCACUAACAACUAGAAAAUAUGAACAAAGAACGGCGUUUCUAUAGAGAUUAAAAAACUUUUGUAAAUAACGUUAACUGACCUUAGAAAGAACUAAUGUAAAUUCGUUGUCGAGUAUCUACCGGCAUCUGUAGAAACAAUAGGUUAAUGAUUACUGGAAAUAUGUAUGUAUGGAUUUUGGGGUAUUGUAUACACAAAGGAUCUAUUGUGUCCCCCUUUCUUGCUGCGAUACUGAAGAACCCAUUGUUUAGAGCUGAUCCGUAAGCCCCACUCCUUUUAAAAAGUCUAGAAUGUGGGAUGGCUGUAAUUGCCACAGAUCUUCGUCGUCUAUUUCAAGCGUUCCUAAGUGUAGUGCUCUGGAGUUCCUUAGUGUUUCACACUUCAAAAGAAUGUGGAUAGAGGUUUCGUUCUAUGAGCAAUAAAAUCUACACGUUUUAGAGUCUUCAGGAGUUUGUUGAGGCAACAGGACUCCUGUUAGUAUUCGAAGAUUGCUCUUACUUAGGUUGAUACAUUCAGCAGAUUUUCCCUAGUUAUAGUUUCCCAGAAGAGUCUCUGCCUGUUUCAGCCACUAUUGUCCCAAUAAUUGUUUUUUUCCUAUCGGCCACCUUCUUUUCAAGUGUUUUUCCAUUGUUCUGUAACUGAAACCACAGAAGGACUCGAGUCUGCCUCCGCUUUUUCGAGCUUAUCAGCUAUUUAGUUUCCCUUUGCUCCCGGAAUCUAUUGUAGGAUAACUUUCUUUUUUUAUCUAGCUCGUUUAGUUUUUUUAGGCAAUCCCAAAUAAGUUUGGAUUUUAUGAUGAUCAUCUCCUGUUUGCGAUAGUUCCUCUGUAGGUUAAACUAAACACAUUUUUCAAUUGCAUAAAUUUCUACUUGAAAAAUGCUUGGUGUGCUACCCAAGCUUUCGGAGUGUUUGGUUCUAGGCCCCUAUUCCAGUUCCGUCUGCUGUUUUAGAUAAGUCCAUUUACCAUUUAAUGGCAUUUCUGUUCAUUUUUUGUAUGGUGUUUUCAUCCCACUUGCUUUCACAUUUUAUUAUUGAGGUAAAGUUUUUCUCAAAGCUAAACUUUUUCAAUGCAACGUCCUUAGGCAUGUUCCAGGGUAUUAGACAUAUACAUAUACCUCAAAUCUGAAAUAAACAAUUUUCUCUCAAUCAUUACUAUUUUCAUCUUAGAGUGAAUCACAGUGAAAAAUGUUAGUGUCAGUUAUUGAAGGAGAGCGUUCUUGUGAAAAUUUUACUUUUUCCAGAGACAAGGUUUUGAAAAUAGAGAAACAUAAUUGUUGUCUCAUUAAAGAAAUUUACCUUGUGAAUCAGGGCUUUACACCUUUGGAAUCGAGAACCUGAGGUAAAGAAAAGAUAUCAGUGAAAGGUAUUCAAUAAAAUUAUUUGUAAAGCUUUGACAAUAAUAUUUGCCACCAGUACUAAUGCUGGCUGCAUUAGAAGAAAUAUCUAAUAACAGUCGCUGCAAAAUCCGAUUUCUAAGAACAUAGAAGAAGUGCGUAGGGCAAACCCAAUAAACCAAAACGUGUUUUCCUUUUUGGUGUCGAUUUAAAAAAACGGUCUAUAAGGAUUAAAUUAACUUUAACCUCACAUGUUGGAUUAGCAGAACCGUAGUCAAAAAAUUAUAAAAUGCAGGCUAAAACUUGACAUUCCUAAUUAUUUGGUUAUUGUAGGUAAUAAGUUAACCAAGUUUUAUAAUAAUUUAUUUUUAAAAUCAUAAAUGGCAGGGCAUAAAAAACCGUAUAAAAGAGUGUGAUAUUUUUUAUUAAAAACAAGUUUUUGAAAAUUAAAUAUAACUAUAUUGUAGAUUACGAUAACCAGGAACUAUUUUUUCUCUAUUUACAAAAACGCUUCAUUUAUCUUUACCAACUUUGAUGUAUCUUAGUUAUCUUUUGUAUAGAUAUGUAUUUCUGGAUAUUCAUAUAAAUGAAAAAAUGAAUGAAAUUUGUAGCAUACUGUACAAUAUAUGUAAAUAAUAUUUAUUUAAAAUCCAUCAAUUGAGGUUGUUAUUGGAUCUCUUAAGUUGUAAGUACUACCUCAUUAUUUUUUACGUGUUUCAAUGUAAAUAUUUGAGGUUCCUAGACAGAGAUGGACUCAGAAAAUAAUAAUGCCGCUCCGUCGAUAAACAGACAAACCAAAAAUAGACAACGAAAUUUUUUCAUUACUCCAAUAGAUGGAAAAACUUUGGGGUAAAGUAAAAGUUUUUAUGUCGACAUUUAAUUUUAAAAAAUCCGAUUGAAACAUCAAGCAAUCGCAAACAAUAAGAAUUGAGGUGAUCACGUUUUCGUAUGCUUGUUAGCUCAAUAUUAUGAGGUUGUAAUAAGGUAUCAAUAAGAACGUGAAAAAAUAAGCUUUUGAGCUAUUUUCUCUAGAUAAAUAAUUUAUAACUUUCAAUACAAUUUUAAGAAAUAACUUUAUUCUGAUUCUAACUCACGUGUACAUCAAGUGACAGCAAUAGCUGACUAACAACAAGUCGAUUGUCUUAAUAAAUGAAGGCUCGUCUCUUUUUUGUGACUUAUGGCACCACAACGACAAAAAUAUUGGUCAUUUUAUAUUAAUAAGUUGUGAAAACUUACAACAAAGAUCUUAAUAAACUAGUAGUUAUUUAGAAAUCAAACCAUUUGACUGAAAUACUGAUCUGCCAGGGAUAGUAUCCAUAUAACAUGUUGCACGGAACGGAAUAGACAAGGGUGAAUUUGUAUCGAAUUUCAAUGAAAAACUCUACCACUAACAUCAACUAAAUAAAACAGAUAGGGUAGGGCUGUGGUGAUUACGGAAGCAACAUCAUAAAUGUACGCUCAUCACUUUCGUGAGAGUGAACACUAGCUGACCUAUCAUAAAGCUUAGGACCUGCAACAAUAUGUUCUAAGCAGGACGAGCUCACUAUUAUUUUUGACUGGAGGAAACGAUUCUGGAACAACUCGGUAGGAGAAUCUGGAAAAUUGGUAAACGGGUUUUCCUAUAGUUGAAUAGGACUCCCACCGAAUUGAUUACGUCGUUAUCUAAUGAAAACCUUUUGAUAGUAGGGAAAUACUAUCAGUGGAUAAUUUUGCAAAAGGCUUAUUUGGAAGCUCAUGGACUGCAAUGGAUUCUUAAUCUUAAUACUUUGAAAAAAUUACAAACAGAACAAGUUUGGAAAGACUUUUGAAAAUCAGAUAAUAAUCAUGGGCAAAAGUUAUUGAAUGUAACUUGAGAUUAAGGCUAAUGUAAUCUCAUGUGGGUUCUGUGCAGCAAUUAUAACGCAAACUUAUUUAAUGUAACAGUAACAACAGCCCUAUGAUAACAAAACUAUAGAUAAACGUAAGUCAUAACAGUCUUUCGAGACUGUAGAUGGUGUGAAAGUAAUUUAAUCUUUCUUCUCCUAUUGUAAUACCGUAUAAACUAAUAAUUUGAAGCAGAUUCCAUGCACAACAACACAAAACGUUUAGUUUCGUUUCGGCAAAGCUCAUCCGUACGGUCAAUAGGAAUAACUGUGUCCACUGGAACGUCCAGAAUCCUUACGUCUUCACUGAAGAAGAAUUAAACUUGCUUGGGGUAUGUGUAUGUGUAUGCGGGCAGGUAUUCAUGCGAGUGGUCUCGUAUGUCCGUAUUUUUUUGAGAGUUACGUGACAGGCCAAAGCUAUUUGGAAAUUUUCGAAGAUUCACGUAGGCAAAUUGACAAGGUCCAGCAUUCGCGAGCAUUCGUCAUUUCAUGCACUACACUACGCGUUAUGUAAUGCGAGAGUACCUUAAUGUUUCUUUUGGAGAAUGGAUUCGUUGAGUAACUCGUACGGUCAUGUGACCAGACACCCUGUGAUUUAUUCCUGUAGGACCUUCUUAAGGACAGCGCUUUUGCAAGGGGACCAGGCACUCUUCCCGACAUUCGAACUGCAAUUGAAUAAGAAUUUGACACUCUUCGUGGAUAGCUUUAUAUGCUUCUCUGUUGAGAAACGUUACCAUAAAUGCAUAAAUUUGAAUACUUACAAUAACCCUUUUUCGAAUCCCUUGUGUAGUUUCUUGUAAUAAAUUCAAUUUGACGCUGUUUUUUUGGUCUCUUAUUAAACAAAUACGAAGGAAUCGUAAUCUAGAGCAAAAUUCCACAUUGAGUUUGUCCGACUCUGUUAUACAACACUGGAACGGGUUUCCGAUUGUUCAGGAUAAGUGUAAACUAUCAUCUUUCAUCGAUGUGUAAUAUUAACAAUCACUCUAGUACAUUUCAAAGCCUUCUCUUGUCUUUACCGACAGUGUCGUCGGACGGGAAUCUGUAUUUGAAAAAAUAAUAAAAGGUAGUUGUUGUUUAAACAAAAAAAUUCACUAUGAAAAAUUAUUAUCCAUCUAGAUCUUCAUUUUGACAUUUUAAAAGAUAUCAAUCAUUUCAUCACAAAUAUCUCGCUUCCUAUUUAGUACAUUUAGAUCCCUAGCUAAUUUUUUAAAGAUAGACAAUAGUGAGUAAUUUAAGCAAGAAGAUAUCUAAUACUUUUACUUGGUUAUAUCUUCUAGAUUAGACUUUUACUAAGAAAACAAAUUCGUCAUACAAAUGUUUUGCAGAGAGCUAUGAGACCGUAUUAUUGGCGACAAAAGCUCGGUUUAUUGGGAUGUUAAUUUUUUUAACAGAAUAAAUAAGACUCAAAAUUGAUGUUCAACAAAUCCCUAGUUAUGCCAUUCUCAAAUAUAGAAAAAAGUAAACAAAUUAACAGCGUGAUUUGCAUAAAUAAUCAAAAAAUAUAAGUUGAGAUUUAAUUUAAGAAUAGUGGCAGUUUAUUGAACAAGUCCGUCUCUGUUUUUCUUUUUAAGAUUAAAGGUAAUUAAU
Molecule: messenger RNA, 8430 nt
Organism: Diorhabda sublineata
Lineage: Eukaryota; Metazoa; Arthropoda; Insecta; Coleoptera; Chrysomelidae
Gene: exex
Product: homeobox protein Hox-A4
Exons: 4
Coding region: 197-1135 (312 amino acids)
Biological process (GO): central nervous system development; regulation of DNA-templated transcription; spinal cord motor neuron cell fate specification
Cellular component (GO): nucleus
Molecular function (GO): sequence-specific double-stranded DNA binding; DNA-binding transcription factor activity, RNA polymerase II-specific
Source: RefSeq, a predicted model, not a curated record